AUGCACCACCUCGUCCAAUCGCACCAAUGGGUGUCUCUGAAGCUUCUUUCGGAAGAUACAAAGGUGCUCCAAGUUGUACCCAACACGACGAUUUCCCUGGGUAAACUCGGCUCGUUCCCUAGCAACCUCGUUCUUGAGCGACCCUACCACAUCACGUACGAGAUUCAAGAUAGACGCGAUGGCGAGAACUUCAACAGACUGCGAGUUGUUCCUACCAGCGAGAUCCACGCCGACGCCCUGGCCGACUUGAACGCCCAAAACGCCGAGGAGGAGGGCACCACUCUCGAGAAUGUCAUUGCUGCCCCCGAUGGCGCCGAAUUCGAACUAGUGGACCAGGAGAGUGGCAAUGUAGUUGCGCACUCACGGCGCGAAAUCAUCGACGACGCCGCUCGUCAGACGCUGACUACCGAGGAGAUUGAGCAGCUGAAGCAGGGCAAUACAGACGCCGGCAAAGACAUUAUUGCGAAGCUGCUCUUGUCGCAUACCGCCAUCGACCAGAAGACGGCCUUUUCUCUCGCCAAGUACAAGUUGCUAAAGACCAAGAAGUAUAUUCGACGCUUCAUGAUACAACCGCUCGACCCCUUGACGCUGGGCAAAUGGCUGUUGGAAGAGAAGGAUGCCGGAAAGGUGCUUGAGAUGAGGGAAGAGAUGAUGGGACUCCUGAACUCCUGGGCUAACGUUCACUUUGGCGGCGUCUCUCCCACAGACAAGCCCGAGACUGUGACGAUCGAUGGGUCUGGCAUGUUGGACAAGUCCGAGAUUGGCGGUCGCUGGCUCGUUGUGGAGGACACCGGAGGUCUUGUUACCGCUGCUAUGGCCGAGAGAAUGGGCAUAUUGUACCCCAAGGAUCCCGAAGACGCCGAAGAAGCGGAGGCCAUGGAUUUUGUCAAGGAAGAAGCGAAUGGAGCAAAGUCAGCAGAGAGCAACGCCACCACCCUGGACGAUGCCGCGACAAUACAGACACAGGAGACAAGCACGGGGGCUGCAGCGCAAGACUCGACAUUGAACCUCGAGGAGACCACAACUGAUGCGACAAUGACAAACGACGGUGAGACGACAAAGCCGCAACAGCCUCGACGAAGGCAUCCGCCCCGUCGUGACGACUUCGAAGCCAUGUUCGCCCCGACCAACACCCUGACACUCAUCCACCCCAACAGCCAGCCGAACCUCGCCCUCCUCAAAUACUACAACUUUGACAGCACGAAUCCAAACCAGCCUUACCCCCUCCAUCCGCUCGCCACCAAUCUGCUACCCAUUUCCUGGUUGCAACUCUUGGAGCCCGAGGAAGACGUCACAUACUCAACACCGCCCCCCGAGGUCUCUGACGAAGAGCUGCAUUCGUGGAAGGCUAAUCGCCGCGGCAACUACCAUCGGAAGCGAAGACGCUGGGCGCGAACGCGCUACAUUGUCGACUCGACGCGCGCUGGUGGGUUUUCCGGGCUCGUCAUCGCCAGCACGAUGGACACCGUAUCCAUCCUGCGCCACACCUUGCCGCUCCUGGCUGGUGGAGCGCCGAUUGCCGUUUACUCGCAAAGCAUCGAGCCGUUGACUGAACUCGCCGAUUGCUUCAGUAUUGCACGCCGUGCAGGUUGGUCGUCAAAUCCUCCGCCCGAGGCAGCCGGCAAGUCUGUCCAGGACUUGGAACGGUGGGAGGGGUCGGACGACUUCCCCAUCAACCCGACUCUGCUCCUGGGUGCCAACGUACAGACAAGCCGCGCGAAACGCUGGCAAGUUUUGCCCGGCCGCACGCAUCCCAUGAUGAUGGGGCGGGGCGGGGCAGAUGGCUAUGUUUUCACGGGCUGGAAGGCAGUGCCGGCGGAGGGUAAGGUCGAGGCCAGAGGCAAGUUUAAGAGGAGAAAGGUAGAAGCGUGA
Messenger RNA from Colletotrichum orchidophilum, 1872 nucleotides. RefSeq names its product Gcd10p family protein. Gene Ontology annotation, biological process: tRNA methylation. Bases 1 to 1872 code for a protein of 623 amino acids. The record is from RefSeq and is a predicted model, not a curated record. The transcript is spliced from 2 exons. Gene Ontology annotation, cellular component: tRNA (m1A) methyltransferase complex; nucleus. Lineage: Eukaryota; Fungi; Ascomycota; Sordariomycetes; Glomerellales; Glomerellaceae.